Messenger RNA from Cuscuta epithymum, 2319 nucleotides. The record is from the annotation of a GenBank genome assembly. NCBI's taxonomy places the organism in Eukaryota, Viridiplantae, Streptophyta, Magnoliopsida, Solanales, Convolvulaceae.
GGUAGGUGAGCUCCACCCUCUAUAAAUGUGCGCCAGAGAAACAGAUUCGGCAGGGGACUUUGAUGUGCAAAGCCUCUUGUAAAAAUACACUUGUAAUAAUAAGCCAUUUCCAUCAUUACAAAUAAUAGUCUCCUUUUGAUCUUUUUUAUCAACAAAAGUAGAGCAAGAAGUAACAAUAAUUGUGCAUUUUCCAUGGAUGCUUCUUCUUCUAAGGCUUUUAAGUUAAUUUCUGUAGUCUACGGCUUAUUAUUGUUAGCCUCAAAUUGCUCCGUUCAUGGCCAGUACCGGUCGAUCAUUAGCUUCGGCGACUCCCUCGCCGAUACCGGAAAUUUAGUCCGCCUUUCGAAAUCGAACAGUAACGUCGUCUCCGGCGUCCUUCCGUACGGAGAGACCUAUUUCCACCACCCUACCGGUCGCUUCUCCGACGGUCGUCUCGUCGUUGACUUUAUAGCCCAGAGCAUGGGAUUACCGCUUCUGCCGCCUUCCGUGGCGGUGAAAAACGGUAACGCCGGCGAACAGUUCAUUGAAGGCGUGAAUUUCGCGGUGGCCGGAGCCACCGCACUAGAUGUUUCUUAUUUUGUGGAAAGAGGAGUCGUUAAUCCCGACACAAACGUUUCAUUGGGGACUCAAUUGGAAUGGUUCAAACAAAUGCUUCCUUCUCUAUGCAGAACUGGAUCAAGUUGCAAAGAAUAUCUCCAAAAUUCCCUAAUUCUAAUGGGAGAAAUCGGAGGAAAUGAUUACAAUCAUCCCUUUCUGCAAGGCCAUUCCAAGGAAGAGGUCGUCACAUAUGUCCCAAACGUUAUUAACGCUAUAAGCUUAGCUAUUAAUGAACUGAUUGAACUUGGGGCUCAAACACUAAUAGUUCCCGGAAAUUUGCCUAUUGGAUGCUCAGCUGCCUACCUCACUCAAUUCUCUACUACGAAUAAGAAGGAUUAUGAUGCUAAAACUGGUUGUAUUAACUGGCUUAAUGACUUCUCUCAAAUCCAUAAUCAACUGCUUCAGGAUGAACUUGACCGCCUUCGCCAACUUCAUCCUAAUGUCAUUAUUAUUUAUGCUGAUUAUUACAAUGCGGCAAUGAGAAUUUAUCGCACACCUAGUCAAUUUGGUAAUUUUCAUCUCCCAGACACUUUUUUACUUCUUUAUGCUUGAAUGAUCAUACUCCCUCCGUCCCGUUGGAAUGUUCCCGAUUUGACCUACAAACAUAUUAAGGAAAUAAAUUUAUUAGGGGUAAACUUUACUGUUUGGACACUGUUUGACACUGUUUGACACUGUUUGACACUGUUUAGCAUUGUUUGACAUUGUUUUGAUGUAGGAUAACUUUCCAUUUAGGGAAAUGAGAACUUUCCAUUGGGACAUCCAAAAAAGAAAAGUGAGAACAUUCCAACGGGACGGAAGGAGUAUAUCAUAGAGAAACGGUGGUAGAGUCAGUAAUAUGAUCUAGAGCGGGGUUCUAAGUUUAAGAAAAUUAUUUUUCAGAGAAGCCAAACAAUAAUAUCUUGACAUAUCCGGAGUAUGUGCUAGUAAAACAUACCGAGUACUUCUUAUUAUGGAAGGGUGGAACUGUGGAAGGGUCGAGGUCCCCUUCAGUCUCUCCCUGACUCCACCCUAAUCAGCAGCCUAGCUGGGGAGAACCUCAGUCCUGACCCAGCUCAAAUUUAAAAAAUAUCUGUAUUUUCAAUGUAAAAAUUUUCGUGUAAAUGUUUUUCCAAAAAUAUUCUUUGUACCGGCUCAGUGUCCUGGCUCCGCCCCUAUCCCUAACAGAGACAAUUUUACCAAAUAAAAAGGUGUGAUAUUUAAUUGAUGAUUUUUUUUAUGUGAUGCAUGUAACAGGAUUUGCAAGUACCACAAGUGCAUGUUGUGGAGGUGGGGGUCCAUAUAACUAUGACUCCUCAGUUAAAUGUGGCGGGGCAAGGUCAACGGUGUGUGAUGACCCUUCAGUGUAUGUUAGCUGGGAUGGAAUGCAUUUGACUGAGUCCGCAUAUCGUUCCAUAGCUUCAGGAUUGCUUCAAGGCCCAUACACUACACCCCGCAUGCAUGACUUUCUUUCAUUGAAGAGCACCUUGAGUAUGCAUGGGGAAAUAUAAAGAUGAUGAUGAUUAUUAUUUAGUUAUUAGAUCAAAGAGAUGGUUAAUUAUGUUACCAUAUAAUAUGUUCAUCAUUAUAUACUAAUACUAUACCAUAUAUAGCUAGGGGCAUUUCUCUAUCUAUUAAAAUAUAAUUAAUAUUGUACAAACCACGGAUAUGGAUUUGUUUCUACGUUUCGUAACCCAUGAUAGAGUAAAUAAUAAAAUACAUUAUCGUGCGAGAACUCCACCUCAA